GCUCAGUAUGAAACAGGUAGAGAAGAGUUUCACUCUGGGCUUGAUGAUUCUCUGUAUGAUUCUCUGUUUCCUGAUUUACAUCGGCUCAUCUUUGAAAUCACGAGUUGUAAAUUGGUCGUCUUUGACGGAAGGCGCAGCACGGCAAACAUCACAGAGGUUUCGUUGCAGUUUUUGAAAACUUCUACUGCUAGGGCCAUGGUGGACGCAACGGUGAAGAGUGACAUCCUUCUCUCGGUUUACAUCAUUUCCUUCCUGAUUGGCCUGCCAGCCAACCUCCUGGCUCUCUAUGCCUUCAGUGUCAAGAUCCGGUCCAAGCCCCACCCGAUGGACAUCCUGCUCCUCAACCUGACCAUCUCUGACCUGCUCUUCCUGAUGAUCCUCCCUCUCAAGAUGCAUGAGGCGGCGUCAGGCAUGGCAUGGAACCUGCCCGACUUUCUGUGCUCCAUCACCUCCUUCACCUUCUUCUCCACGAUCUACACCAGCUCCCUGUUGCUGAUGGCGGUCAGUGUGGUUCGCUACAUCAGCGUCGCUUUCCCCAUCACCUAUCAUAAGCUGCACAAGCCUGUGUACGCGGUGGUGGUCAGUGCUGUUGUUUGGCUGAUCUCCGCAGGACACUGCAGUAUCACUUUCAUCACCCAGCACCACCCGUCGCUAGCCAGCAAAAACCCGGACGCCAACGUUUGCUACGAGAACUUCACGGAGAGGCAGCUGGAGAUCCUCCUCCCAGUGCGCUUUGAGAUUUUCUUCAUGCUCUGCUUGGUACCUCUUCUAAUCUCUAUUUACUGCUACUUGCGCUGCAUCUUGAUCCUGUACAGCCGCCCCAGGAUAUCCCAGAUGCAGAAGCAGAAGGCCAUCGGGAUGGCGCUGGGGACCCUAGCUGUGUUCUUCAUUUGUGUGGUGCCGUACAAUCUCUCUCAUCUAGUGGGUUACUUUCAGGGUGCCAGCCCAAAAUGGCGGUACUACACCUUGCUGUUUAGCACCUUCAACACCUGUAUUGAUCCGAUCAUCUUCUACUUUUCCUCCUCUGCCUUCCGCUGCGGGAGUGAAAAGUCAAUUUUCAGGAAGUUUAGACCCAAGGUAGCAGGAUCACAAAGGCCGGGCACAAGCACUGGCCAAGAUUAAAACACACUUUUAAUAUGUACAUAUCCAGCGUCAAUUUUAUUAUUGUACUGUUUAUUAUGAAAAUCAUAU
Scophthalmus maximus (turbot) is the source of this 1191-nucleotide messenger RNA. Its product is annotated as free fatty acid receptor 2. The record is from RefSeq and is a predicted model, not a curated record. Gene Ontology annotation, biological process: cellular response to fatty acid; G protein-coupled receptor signaling pathway. Gene Ontology annotation, molecular function: G protein-coupled receptor activity. Bases 196 to 1122 code for a protein of 308 amino acids. Gene Ontology annotation, cellular component: plasma membrane. The transcript has 2 exons. Lineage: Eukaryota; Metazoa; Chordata; Actinopteri; Pleuronectiformes; Scophthalmidae.